Messenger RNA from Pelecanus crispus (Dalmatian pelican), 708 nucleotides. The record is from RefSeq and is a predicted model, not a curated record. NCBI's taxonomy places the organism in Eukaryota, Metazoa, Chordata, Aves, Pelecaniformes, Pelecanidae.
AUCUGCGUUCUUCCUUUUCUGUUCUGAACACCGUCCAAAAAUCAAAAAUGAUCAUCCUGGCUUGUCUAUUGGAGAUACAGCAAAGAAAUUAGGAGAAAUGUGGUCUGAACAGUCAGCCAAAGAUAAACAGCCAUAUGAACAGAAGGCUGCAAAACUAAAGGAGAAAUAUGAAAAGGAUAUUGCAGCGUAUCGUGCCAAGAGCAAGAGUGACGCAGGAAAAAAGGGCCCAGGUAGGCCUGCAGGAUCUAAGAAGAAAGCAGAACCAGAAGAGGAGGAGGAGGAGGAGGAAGAUGAAGAAGAGGAAGAAGAAGAUGAGGAUGAGGAAUAAAUGAAUGUCCUGCUGUAAAGAUUUAUGCUCAAAAUCCAAUAUUUUGCUAAGAAUGUGAACUCAAGUGCAGCUCAUUGUUAGCUUCAGUAUAAAAAUCUGUACAGAAUUGUGUAUAGGUAACGUGGUUCUUUGUAGGGAGACCUCUAUUUUUAAUGUAAGUAGUAGCCGAGGGCUGCUACAGUUUGGUUUAAAAAAAAAAAAAAAAAGUUGUGGAAUGUUUCUGCAUAUUUAAUGGUUUUGUUGAAAUUCAGUGACUGAUAGCCAGGUGUUUCUUUAUAGCUAAGUAAAACAAAGGAGGUAGCUUAAUAGCUGAUCUUAUAUUUUGUAGUAUAUUGCAUUGUAUUACUUUUUUAACAAUUUUGUAAUAAAAUGUUGUACAU